Molecule: messenger RNA, 1101 nt
Organism: Moneuplotes crassus
Lineage: Eukaryota; Ciliophora; Spirotrichea; Euplotida; Euplotidae
Source: the annotation of a GenBank genome assembly
UUAAAAAUGAAUGCGGAAAGCCAAUCAAAAUAUCACAGUUGUGAUGAGAUUGAAGAGACUGGUGUGGAAUUUAAGAGGGAAGAGCAAAAGAAAGAGCAAGAGAAAUCGAAGUAUUGGGUCUUGACUGCUUUGAUAGCAGGGAUCUGAUUUGGAACGUGAAACAUCUUUUUGGGCAAAGUCUCUCAUUUUGGGAUUUAUAGUAGAGAGGUGGUAUCAGUAGGUGCACUAGCGUUUAGUGCUGGUUAUUUUAUUGUGCAAGGAUUAUAUAAUUUGGCUUGAAGAACUUCCACCAAUCAGCAUGAAGAUACAUCACCAUCUGUCUAUAAUAGAGAGAUAGGUCAAAUUAAUUGGAUCUACUGCUUUUGAAUCAUAGCAGAUGGCGUUUUAACAUUUUUGAACGGAGUAUUAAUCAUCAUUUCAUAUAAACUUGCACUUUAUGGAAAUUUAAAUCAGGGUCUGAUCACUGCAUUAUUUGCUUUAACAUCUGUAUAUUUGGCUGUUUUUUCUUGGAAAUUUUAUGAUCAAGAUAUUACCUUUUUCCAUGUACUUGGGAUGCUGUUUCUAGUAGCUUGAGCUUUGCUGAUCUCAUUUUCCAAGAAAGCCACUCAAGGAGCUGUUGUCGAAGUUUACGGUGAAAUAAUUCCUGAAAUCUCUCCGGUUUGGGGUGUUCUUGUUGGGAUCCUAUGUACUUCUCUGUUCUUCUGCAGGACCAUCCUCAUAAAAGAGUAUCACAGGAGGUUCAAAGUCGACCCAAUGAAGCUAACAGUGCACUCGUAUAUCUUUCAAGGUGUAAUCAUGGUAAUAGUAGUUUUUAGCCAGGAGUUGGCUUCAGGAGAUGUAAUGAGGGACAAUCUUUUGGCAGGAGGCUUUGGGUUUUUAGGAAACACAUUUAUAAACCACGCUACAACAAAAGGAUACGCUGGUCCAGCUGCAGCCCUUGCAAACAUACAAAUAAUCAUCCAGGUAGUCUUUAACGCUGCUGUCUUUCAACAAGUACCCAAUGGAAUGCAGGUUGUGGCCUGAAUCUGCGGAAUCUGUGGGUCAUUAUCCAUCACCAUCGGUAUCUCAGUAUGGAAAAUGCUCUUCAAAAGAGCUUCAUAA